Messenger RNA from Seminavis robusta, 939 nucleotides. The record is from the annotation of a GenBank genome assembly. Lineage: Eukaryota; Bacillariophyta; Bacillariophyceae; Naviculales; Naviculaceae.
AUGAGCAACGAAGUAAAGGACGAAGCCGACAACAAGAAGUUCUACUUGGUGGUAGCUCGUCAUGGCGAACGAUGGGACUACGUGCAGCGAAAUGCUGGGCAUGGGGCGGAUUGGAUCGCUACAGCCAAGCGUCCCUGGGAUCCACCGCUCAGUCCCUUGGGAUUGAAACAAGCCUCUCGAUUGGGAAGUCACUUGAUGGAAAAGCUGGCCGAACUCAAGUUGCCUCCCAUUGCGGCUUGCUAUUCCUCGCCAUUUUUGCGAUGCCGACAAACGUCGUGUCAGGCGGUCGAAGCCAUGAUGAACGGUGGCACUGCUACAACGGCGGAGACUAGUGCACCAUUGAAGGUCCAAAUUGAAAUUGGUCUUUCCGAAAGUCUGAAUAAGAGCUGGUACCGAUCCUGGGCUCUUCCUGGAGCUGACAGCACUUGGGGAUUUGUACCUCCUGAAGAAAAGCAACCAGGCAAGAGACGACGAGGCCUGAAUGAAUACUCACCGGAAGAGUUGCAUCUGAGCUCCCGAGUCCCUGCUCCAGAACUAUUGACGUGGAAAGAGGCCACCCACGAGAGCUCACCCAAUCUACAAACCCUGCAAGAUAUGGAGUACCAAUCGACCACUGCCAUAUGCAAACCAUUUGCUCUCAGGCCAAAAGUCUUGGUGGAAACCGCAGAGGAACAACAAACACGCAUGUUCCAAGUGGUGGCCAACAAGGCUCGGCCUGGACAGACGAUUCUGGUGGUAUCUCACGGUGGACCAGUGACCCAUUUGUAUGAAAAACUCAGCGGAAAGCAUUGGAAUGUCCAUGGAGAAUCCAAGUAUUGCUGCUACAGCAUUUACGAAUGUGAUUCACCCGAGAAGAUGUCCGAGGUUUGGAAAACAGUUGUAGUCAACGAGUCCAAGUAUCUGGAUGACCUCUGGUCUGAUGGAACUGCUAAUAUCUAG